This is a messenger RNA of Scheffersomyces stipitis CBS 6054, 972 nucleotides long. RefSeq names its product S-adenosylmethionine-dependent methyltransferase. The transcript has a single exon. NCBI's taxonomy places the organism in Eukaryota, Fungi, Ascomycota, Pichiomycetes, Serinales, Debaryomycetaceae. The record is from RefSeq and is a predicted model, not a curated record. The coding region runs from base 27 to 947 and encodes 306 amino acids.
CGAUAUCUUCCUUCUCACGUAGCCAUAUGACACAUAUUGUAGAUUGUUCGUUGCUAGAUUUUAUAGACAGAGGAGAUGUGGAAGACCAUGUUUUCGAGUUAUACUCGAGUCGGGCUCCGCCAGAGAAACAGCACCUUGGAUACGUUGAUAACUCUAAAGAAGUAGUCGAGAUCUCUCUUGACCAACUUGGAAUGGAUUUGCAAAUCCGUCAAUCGCUUACCGAGUUGAACUCGACUCGUGAGAGCUCCACAACUGGCUUUAUAGUAUGGCAAUCGAGCGUAUUGUUUGUUGAGUGGAUGUUGAGCGAUGAGAAAUCACCGUUCUUCAAAGUAUUUCAGUAUCGCUCGGACUUGACAGUAGCGGAAUUAGGUGCUGGUAUUAGCGGGAUCUGUGCUACUGUACUUGGACCCAAAGUUGCCCGUUACAUUGCUACAGAUCAAAAGCAUAUCUUGAGAUUGCUAAUGGAUAACUUUCAGAACAAUGCUGGAGGGGCAAAAUGGACUAGUUCUACUGUGGAAAAUGAUGCUAGUUCAAGUGGUAAAAGCUCGAAGAAGAAAGGAAAGAAAGUUACCAAAUCAAGAAGUUCAUAUUCAGAGGGAUCAAAGAUAGAUUUCAUUGAAUAUGAUUGGGAAUACUUGGACCUUGGACGAGAUAACUACGAUUCGUUGUUCUUAGAUCUGGGACUCACUCCAAAGCACCCAGACAUCAUCUUAGCCUGCGAUACCAUUUACAACGAAUAUUUGAUUCCAUUUUUUAUAGAAGCUGUGAAGAGUUUACUAGCAGAGAACACCAUAGUCGUUAUAUCUCUCCAGUUGAGAGAUUCCAUUACGUUGAAAUCGUUUGUCGAUCAGGUUGUUGAAUCCGAAUUAAAGAUGUACUCAGUUCCAGUAGAGAUGCUCAGUGAGAAGCUUGCGAAGGGAUUUGUUAUUUAUGUGCUAACAAAGUAAAGAAAUAAUACAUAUCCAGUUACAG